AUGCGCGCGGCGCCAUCGAAACCCUUCAAGAUGCAGGUACCCUUCUCCUGUGAGUUGCAUCCGGAAUCAUCGAUGCCUCCCCGGUGGUACUAUGCACGUGCUAGUCUGCUCGGCAAUCUUGACAUCAACAGUGACCUGGAGUAUAAUCUUGGAUCACUUACGCCAGAGGACAUUCUCAAACUUGUAAGACAUCACAGCCAUCACCCAGAGGUCACCAAAGAUCGCCCUGGAAUCUCACGCAGAAGGUCAUUAA
Molecule: messenger RNA, 253 nt
Organism: Hymenoscyphus albidus
Lineage: Eukaryota; Fungi; Ascomycota; Leotiomycetes; Helotiales; Helotiaceae
Source: the annotation of a GenBank genome assembly